Molecule: messenger RNA, 572 nt
Organism: Hyposmocoma kahamanoa
Lineage: Eukaryota; Metazoa; Arthropoda; Insecta; Lepidoptera; Cosmopterigidae
Product: peptidoglycan-recognition protein LB-like
Exons: 3
Coding region: 1-447 (148 amino acids)
Biological process (GO): peptidoglycan catabolic process
Molecular function (GO): N-acetylmuramoyl-L-alanine amidase activity; zinc ion binding
Source: RefSeq, a predicted model, not a curated record
AUGGACACCAUCAUCAUCAGCCUAUCGCAGUCCAUAUGUAGGCCUCUCCCAUUGUGUGCCACUUCGCCCAGUUCUCUGCUUGUCGCAUCUCUUUGCUGCCAGCAGCCUUUCGCAGAUCGCAGAAAGGUGAAAAGUUUCUGCGUGGGCAGCGAAGGAGGAGCGUACGAGGGCCGUGGAUGGGAAGUCAUAGGCAUCCACGCGCCGCAGGCCAAUAACGUCAGCAUCGGAAUUUGCCUUAUCGGAGAUUGGAGGUAUGAACUACCACCACAAAUCCAGCUAGAAACGACGAAAGCACUAAUAGCCACAGGCUUGAAACGAGGCAUCAUCAGCCCCCAUUACAAGUUGAUCGGUCACAGUCAAGCCACGACCACGGAAUGUCCUGGCACUGCUUUGCUGGACCACAUUGCGACGUGGCCUCAUUACGUACCUGGAAAAAUUGACUUUUAGUAAUAAUAUGUACCUAUUAAUAUAUUUGAAACUUUAAAAAAAUCGAACUCUAUAGUUUGCUAAUCCGUUUUAUUUUCAUUGGAAUUAUUUAUUCAAAGUAUAGGAAGUUUUAUUGAAGUCAUUUA